Messenger RNA from Fusarium proliferatum ET1, 627 nucleotides. RefSeq lists its product as uncharacterized. The transcript is spliced from 2 exons. The coding region runs from base 1 to 627 and encodes 208 amino acids. Gene Ontology annotation, molecular function: zinc ion binding; sequence-specific DNA binding. Lineage: Eukaryota; Fungi; Ascomycota; Sordariomycetes; Hypocreales; Nectriaceae. Gene Ontology annotation, biological process: regulation of DNA-templated transcription. The record is from RefSeq and is a predicted model, not a curated record.
AUGUCCUGCUCUCUGGUAAGCCCUCUCAUUUCCGUAAUAAUUCUCGCGACCGAGCAGGACGAUUUUCAAUUCGAUCCCGAGCGUUUCGGCCGGCCGCUUUGCGAAGUUCCCUUAUUCCAGACCGCGACGAUCCCGCCCACGCUCGCUAAGGAUCAGAAGCCUUUCAGGCCAAGCUUUAAGAUCAUGCCAUGCCCAUAUGCGCGUAGUAUUGAAACCGCAGAGCCAGAGCUCUUAGAGCCGCCGCGGAAAAGCAGCAGCUCCAAGCGAAAAUACAAGAGUCCCGAGGGUUGGCGGAGUACGCAUAAGCACCACUCCACCGCGCGCCGAUCACCGUCGCGACAGGCUACUAUCUCCUGUCCCUGCGCGCGGGAACACAAAGCACCCAAGGUGCCGGAUCAUACAAGGUCAUGCGAGUUCUGUCAUGUAACUGAGACGCCGAAAUGGAGGUCUGGACCAUUGGGACGUCGUACCCUCUGCAACGUCUGUGGAUUGAUAUAUGCUAAGAGGGAGGAAAAGGCCCGGUCGUUCUUAUUGGAGAGGGAGUUUGGGUGUGACUCUGUUUCUGACGCAUCGUCGAGGUCAGCAAAUGUGUCGACUGAGGGUUCUCAUUCCUUGGGACUGCGAUGA